AUUAAAAGCUUUUACACAGUGUAUUCGCAGCUGGUAUAAGAUGGGAAAAUGACCCACCUGGGAUUUGCUAUGGAAACAGCACAAAACAGGUGUCUCGAAGGGUCUAGUCAGCAUGGUCUGUACCACAAGGUGCUCUGUAUCCAAGUUGCCAGUGGAGGGCCGGUCUGCUGACUGUCGGAAACCAAACAGAGUCAGAUGAAACCGACCCCCAACUACUGCUCCGGCACUGAGUGAAACAGACAGGCCAUGGGGUGUUGUGCACAUCUUAGCACUACUGUCCAUCCUGGGAACUCUGCAGCAUCUGCCCUUGUUAUGGCCAAGUCGCUAUGGCGAGGGUGGAGGUAAAGGUCGAGUGAAGUUCUUGUCCACAGCCUAGUGUGCGAUCAGUCAUACUCAACUGUAAAACAAUAUUUUCCCUACAGGGCAGCAGAAGCUAUGAGUGCUGUACGAUUGGGAUAUUGCAUGUGGUCAGCCAAAGCCAAGGAUUGGUGGGUAUCAUUUCCUGAUACUUUGGAGCGAGGGCUCAGCUUCUGCUUGUGGGUACUCAGCGAAAAUAGCCAUCGUUAGAGGGGCAGAGAAGGGCGAGAGAGACGGCUGCCCUCCAGGCCUGGUUCCUGCCAAUCAGAUUAUCGUGCUGAGAUUUUACCGAAAUGUGGCCCCCGAUGACGAUUGUGCCCGUGACCUCGCGUUGAUCUUUCCUCUGACUGCUCACUCACAUUGUGGCCAGAGCAUCCAAACGAGCCCUAAUGAGCACCGAUUACUCCAUGCGGUGUGGCUGUGUAGCAAGAGGCUGCACACUUUGCUUGAUAGAUGUUGAUGGCAGAUUGUGUGAAGUGUGAAAACCACCUGCGAUCACCUCUGCAUCGUUCGACCGUUGGGUGCGGAACCUCAGAUAUGCAGAGGCUGCUCACUUUUGGUGGAAUUCCUGUAUGGGCAAGCAGGAAUGCGGCUCUGAAAAGCCAGGGUGCCGUCUGCACACCUGGGGUCGUGUUUCAGCCUCGGCGAGACGGAGGGGUAUCACGGGUGAGAUGAGUGUGACAGGUCUAAACAUGCCAGAACCUCUUAAAUGAGACCAGAGCUGCAAGAUUCCUAGAUGGAAAAUAAAACCCGGUGAGCUCUUCUCUUGGUGCAAGAGAGGGUUCACUGUAACUUGGGGACAUUCUGUGUCCUUAACACUGUUUGUUUCUGUUUAGAUUGUUUUGGUUAUUCCUGCUAAUAUAAUCUCAUCUAAUGUCGUCCAGAGCAGCAGUGACUUUGAAUCCCUGAUGUGUGGCUCCUGCUGACAUGAGUUUCAGGACAACAUCAGCAUCCUCUCCUCAGCCCAUGAGGCAUGCCAGUUUGGCCCGGGAUGAAACCUCACAUUUCCUCUUUGUUGCUCCUGGCGGAUCGAGUCUCCAGGCAACGCGGUCCUGGUGUGGCGCACUCAGCAGGGCCCUGAUCCGGUCCGACACAUAAUCGGGUCUGUCUCUGGACCUAAUGGUUGGUACUGCUCCCCAGGGUGAGCUCAUUUCCGUUGAUAAUGGGUGGCAGGGGAGCUGGGCACUGGACUGAGCAUCUGAGCAGUCAGGCUCUCUAUAAUCCCAGUGAGGUUCAUCAACAGCAUGUGUCCUAGAGCAGGAACCAGCCGGCUCAUCGAAUCCACCAACAACAGCAAAUAAAAGGUUUCAUUGGGUUGGAUUUCAGAAAGUUGAAGUGAUGUCAGGAAGCUUCUCUCCCGAGGGUGUAGGGGUGUAGGCGUUGGGCAGUUAACGAAUACACCUCACCUUCCUGGAACCCACGAAAGGUCAUCUGCAUUCCAUGGAGGUCAGUGGCCUUGGGUCACUGUGGACUUCGAUGUUCUUACGGCCCAGUUUGUUUCAUAUUAACCCCAAACAUUCAAAAUUUGUGAAAGGCAGCCACUUGAACCCGGAAGCUAAAGCGGUUCCCAUUCUUGACUGACUUUAGUUGUUCCUUUAGUUGUUUAGUUUUGUAAAGAUAACAGUUGUGAUCUGAUUCGGUGCUUAAAAACAUAGUUUCCAAGGUGACUGUCAGGGUCAUAGUUAGGGUUAGGUUUGUUAGGGUUAGUUUUAGGGUUAGGAAUAGGGUUUUGUGGUUGCAGCUUCAAGUUCCAGGAUGCAGUAUCUUGAGGAGAUGACCUGACACUAGUAACUGUGUAGUAAAUGAGUAGCAGGUACCGCAUUCAGCUGGGACUCAGUCCCAGGCCACAGGGGGUGGAAUCCUGCUGUCGUGUCACAUUACUCAAACAUAGGAAGAGGUUCUGAGAAAUCCAAACAAACAAUCCAGGGCUUAGUUGCUCGUGGCCUCGGGUGCGAACCGGAGAGGGAGUGGGCAUGUGGAAACAAAACAAUAAGCGACGGCAGUGAAAAUAACCGAGCCCCCGUCGCAAUAACAGGCCCCGGUGGAUGGGGCCGACCCGGGCUGCGACGCAGUGUUGGUUUUUCGGGUGGUGCUCCAGGGAUCGCUGGGUCACUCUGCCGUAACACAUAUGACCCUCAUCCUGUUGGAUAAAUGCAAUGUUGACUACACAGGCGAGGGGCAGCGGCUGGGAGAAAAGAAAAAUAAAAACAGAAAUCGGCAGGAUUCCCGGAGUACUGAUGGCCCUCGGUCUGCUCUUGCUUUUGAAGUAGAGGGGCCUUCGGCGGAAGACCCCCGCAGGUCUCGAUGUCGCCCCUGGGAGCAAGAGGAGGAGUGGCGAGAGGCUGGGGGAUACAGGCCGUGCUUGUGCGCUUGUGUGUGUAUGCGUGUGUGAGGGGAGUGGCUGGAGUGGCGGAGCUGAAAUCCCUCCUCCCUCGGCUUCCCAGUGGCCCGGCUGAGCCGCGACCGAUGCAGCCUGAGAGGGAGAAGAGGGCGGGAGACACGCACGCACACACACGCGCGCGCGCACAGAAUCGGAGUGGCUCGGAGCUGUCCGAGAGCGAGCGGGCAGCGCCGCGCCUGCAGCCGCGAGCGGGGCGGGGGGGGGGAUCGAACAGCAACCGCUAGCGACGCUAUGUUAGCGGCCCCCUGCAACAUGGGACUCUAGAUCCACGCGGAGGACUGUCAUCAUGGGCAACUCCUUCCAGAGGAGGAAAGCACACAGCGGUCAUGGGCGAGCCAAGUCCUCCCAGCAUCUGGGGAAAGCGGACAAACUCAAAGCAGCUGCCUCCAAACCAGAGGAUGACCGCAGGUUGACUGUACACUUCCAGAGCUCCCCACACUACCAGGAGAAUGUGUUUAUCGAGGGCAGCCGGCCACGGUACCUAGAAGUGCUGCACUCAGAGGCGCAAGAAGGGCUCAAAAUUCUGCAGCAAGAAGAAAAACAGAAUGGUCUUGAUGCCGAAAGUGUCAGCUCAACGACAACGCUGGGGCCAGGGGGUGGUGCUUGCCAGCGGGAGAGAAGGGGUUCGUUGGGGUCUCGGAGCACCACGGGUGACACUGCGUCAACAGCCUCCACAAGGCCGGCGCUGGCUCGCCAAGGCUCCACAUUCAAACCUCCCAACCCAGUGAGGAGGCCCGAGAAGUUACGGAGAAGAAGCAGGAGAACCACGAUAAUGGGAAUACCGCACCACGUCCAGAAGGAGCUAGGACUGGAGAGAGGAGUAAUGCUUCAACCAAAAAUGGAUGGAAAAGUGUCCAAUGGAGGGGAAGGUCUCCCUGGUAUUGUGGUCAUCCCAACCAUUGAUGGAGAAGUGCCCACAGCCAAUCACGGAGGAGCACGAGUGCAUCUCCAGAACAUUGAGCUGCUGCAGUCCUCCAAAGAAGAACAACUUUUGAAACACCACAUCCAACAAGUUUACCAGGAAGAUGUGGAGAUCUGCCCUGCAAACAUGCGGAGGCCCAAGUCUCUGGCCGUGCCAGGGUUGACCACAGGCGGAUUUUUGGCGGAGCCCCAGGGCCCUGUCAUGUCGAUCUCACCGCAGGCUACCUAUUUGUCCACGAUCAUUCCCAAUGCUAUCCUGCCUGCGGCUGUUGACGUGAUCGAGAUCAACCGCAGUCGUAGCCAGAGCAGUGUGCGCACAGUGGGCAAGAGCAGCUUGUCAGCCAGCCCAGCCUCAUCUCGCUGUGCCGCUGCCAGAGGACCCUCCUCCAACCGGAGCCACUCACAGUCCUCUGAGACUGUAAUCUCCAACUCUUCCACCAUCUCCUCUAAGUGCAGUGCCCAAGUCCCCAAUGGCACGGAGAAAGACGCAGAGCAUGGUGGGCCACUGGCCUCAGAUCGAGUGAGUCUCUGUAGUGCCACCAGCUGGCUCAGUUCAGCCAGUGCAAGUACCAAACAGCAGGCUGAAAUGGCACCCCAUGGUGGGCGGGAGAUGAACGAUGGGGAAAGCCAGCGGAGUGAUGGCUCCUUCAUUCGCUGUUUGUCUGUGACUAAGACAAAGAUGCCUCCAGCUCCACCCAAGAGGACAUACUCCUUGCACCAGGAUAAGCUCAAGCAACGUUCUCAAGAGAUAUUGGAGACAGACUCCAAUGAUUCUGGAGUUAGCAGUGGGAAGAUGUCUGGGGUCAGCGGAGCAAAGUACAGCAACGCAGAGGAGGAGGCUCUCACACAAAACUUGUCUGCAAGUGCUGGAAGUCCUACAGACUCUACAAACUCCUGCUCAUUAGAUGAUUCUAGAUCUUCUGUGACCUCCAGUGCACUUAUGUCUGAUCAGACUGUCACCCCUGACAGUGCACCGGGCUCCAGCGAAUCCUCACCACAGAAAUUACCUUCCCGUGGGAAUAAGUUUGAAAGGACCCUGUCCCCCUCCAGUGGCUACUCAAGUCAGAGUGGCACCCCAACCCUAUCUGCCAAAGAGAUCCACCCCCCCUCACCUGGAAAUAAAAAGGCAAAGCCCACUAAGCCAGAGCGCAUGGGCUCACAAGCAUCUCCUGCUGCCUCCAUCUCUUCUUCGUUGACUUCUCUGUCCUCAUCUGUGUCAGAGACUGUACACCAAGAUGCCCAGGUCAAUGGGCAACCUUCUAACAUUCCCAAGGCUUCACCCCAUAGUGCUGUGGGAGCUGACAAAGUCUCCUCUGCAUCCAGAAAAGUGACUCUCAGGGAAGAACUUGACAUUCCGCCACCACCAAAAGUUCGAGCGCCUUUCCCCCCACCUCCAGAGAUAUGGAUGCACAACAAACGCACUUUUGACUUGCUGUGUGGCUCAAGAGCUGCUGCCACCAGGUUGACCAUGCCUCAGACGCGGCAUCCAAAAGCACCUUCACAGGACCAAAAACAAGAAACUGUAAAUGGUGAACAUAAGACACCUGGGACAGAGAAACAAAGGGAGGAUUCAUCCGAAACAAAUAAAGAAGGCAAAUUACAAAGUUGGAAUGAUCCAGUUUCAGAACAUAAACCAGAGACUUCAAAAUGUAUAAAAGGGCCUUCAGAUAUGGAGAAUCCAAAAGCAGAACAAACAAAUUUAAUAGUUCAGCAGAAACAGGAACCUACAGAGAAGAGUAAGGACCAAGAUAGUUUAGAAGCCUGCAUUCUUACCAACCAAAAGAGGGAACAAGAGAGUUCAGCCAUGUUAAAGAAGGUACCACCCCCAGUUAUGAAAAAGAAUAGUCUAAUGGCACACACAUAUCACCCACCAAAAGUUAAGGAAAAUCUGCUGGUACAAAAGAAAAAUCUUCCUCCUGAGGUGGAAACUAAUCCCCUUCUUGAAGAAAAGAUGAUGAAUGUUCAGAAGCAGGAGGCUCUAGACAAGGGUGCUGUUGCAGAGAGAUUCAACACUUUGCAGUCCAUGCAGACUCUUUCAGUUGAUGCUCCCAAAGUAGCUGGUGUUUCUCCCCCUCCUUCCCCACCUCCUGCUUAUCAUCCACCCCCACCCCCCUCAAAAAAUGGACUUACCGCCUCAGUAUCCUCCUCGCUCCUGGAAGACAAUCAACUGAAUACCACAGUGGAGUCCUGCUGGCCUCCUCCCCCUCCACCCAUCGAGGAAUCUCCCACACCUGUCUUUGAAGAGCAGGAUGAGUUGGACUUUCCCCCACCUCCUCCCCCUGUCUUGCAGGAAACCUUGCUGGAUAGUACUGAGGGUUUUGUGACUGUGACUGAAAUUCAGGGAACAUCUGAAUCCUUGGUUGAAAGCAUAUCAAAGACGCAGCCACCUGUUUCAUCCCUGGCUGACACUCCAAUGGCGGUGAAGGAAUGCGUACAUGAAGAAGAGCUGGUGACCCAAAGCAGCACAGAUUCAACUGCCAAUGUCCUGCCGGUGAGGCCAGAGACUUCUGAGGCUGUACAGCCAAGGGCUACUCUAGGUCACUCUACAGAGAGCAAAUCACAGGCCCCACAAGUGCCACACUCAAAGCAGAUGCCACUUCCUUUACCAGCGGGUGUUCCACCACCACCACAGGAAGCCCCACCUCCACCACCCACAGUACACAAUGAAAUCCUAACUGCUCCAGCAGUGAUUUUCCCACCAGCCCUUCCAACCCAUGUGCCCCUUGCACCCCCACUGCCAGAAGAAAAAAAGACUUCAGCUAUCUUUAAAAGACAGCCAGGAAACAUGAACUGGGAAAGUAAAAGUAAAGACCUAGAGCCCUGGAACAGAAGCUCACCCGUACCUAAGGAGGAUGCCAACAUUCCCCUAGUCACCCCCUCCCUUCUCCAGAUGGUCCGUCUGCGAUCUGUCAACGUCAGCGAUGAUCAGACCGCUAACCCUGCAGAGGAUAGAGAAAUGGGCAAUGGGAGCAGUCCUAGUGAGGGACAAAGCCAGACCCAGGCUGGUAGCCAGAGUGUUCCCCAGAAGCCCGUCCGCAAGUCUCUGUCCUUGAAAUCCCCCGGGCCCAGUGGAGCAGCACCCUCCUUGAGACUGCAAGAGGCCAUUCGGAUGAAGACUGCAGCCAUGACAUCAAAGGAUGCACUUCCAGCCAGGCUCAGCCUGCGUUCCCCCCUCUCCUCAAACAGUGGUGGUGAGUCAGGAGUGUUUUCUUCGAAGCCCUCAGAAGGAGGAGAUGUGCACAAGUCCCCUGCCUCCACUGCCAGUUUCAUCUUCUCCAGGAGCACAAAGAAGGUCGUCAUUGAAACGCCCACAUCCCCUGAGGCCCAGUCCAGCCUCAAGCAGAGCCUGGUGGCAGAACUCAUGCAGGUCUCGGACACGGCAAACCUGGCAGUUGCAGACAGUAAGCCCAGCGCCAUGGCUAAGAGGCCAAGCAAAGUUCCCCCUCCUGUUGCCAGGAAACCAGGCCAAGUAUCAAAUAACCAGAGUAAGUUGGCGAGCCAGAGCGAAAAGGUUGAGAGUUCCCCAACUGAGAUGCCAGCAAGCGCGGCCAAUGUGCAAAGUAAACGGGUGCAACCUGCAGGCCAGAAUGCACACCCAGAAGACAGCAAAGAGGCAACAAGUAGUACAGAAGCUGCAAACACAGUUGAAGCUCAACCCACGUCACGAAGGAGCUCAGGCUCUGCACGGACGGACCAGUCGGAACUCUAGAGGGCACUGAGAGAAAGCCGGACAGAAAGCGGUUGCGAUACGUACUCGUGAGAAAGGUCCGCUGGAUCUUCUCAGCAGGAGGAAGUCUUAAUAAAAGCCUUAGCCUUAAAGCGACCUGCAUAUUUAUGCAAAAAUAGCUGUGGAUCUUUAAUAUCUUUUUAUAGCUUUGUUUUGGACCAUUUAGUUUCUGUGGAGCAGUUUGACUUGGAACAAGUUCAGAGUACCCUCAAGAAUGUUGUUUUUCUUGCAAGUCUCCCUGACUGCAAGUUUAAGCUGCCAUCUCGUGGUCAGAAAGGGUUGUGUCCACCUCUGUUAAGUUCAGAAGACCGAAAACCUGGUAGCUACAUUCCUGUGCAUACAUGACACAAGAUUUUAGACGAUUCCCUUUUAAAAUGAACGUAUUAUUACAAUAAUGCAGUAUUCCUUUUUGGAGUUAAGUACUACUUACUGCAUUUACUUUGUUAGUUGGUACGUUGAUCUUAGAGCUGACCUCAAAUUUUUGUUCUAUAUGCAAUUUUACUUUUCCAACUUUGAAAAAAACAUUUUUACUGUUUUUAUUUUGGAACUAAGUGCUUGACAAAAAGGGAUACCUGCAUAUUCAAACAUUCAAUCAGAAAAGCACUUUGAAAAGCAAAUAUGCUGCAUCAGGUCUUUUGGAUAGCAACGGUGUAGUCCUUCCGGGUUAAGAUAAUUAACUGCUCCUUAGGUAUAUUCCCAAAGAGUGUAUAUUAUGCAUUCUUAUAGCACUGUUACCACAGCAACCAUACAUUGACAUCACUAUGGCUACGUAUACAAACACAUAUAUACAGGUAUAGAAACUCCAUUUAAUUCAGUUUUUUGUCAGUCUUUAUCGUUAAUAUUUCUUGAAAAUAGCUGUUUCAUUUCAAACCUGUCUGCUACAUGCACUUUGAUGUGCCCAAUAAUUGAGAUGAUGCUGUUGAUCUUAAUGCCUAUUACUUUAUGUAGUAAUAUGCAGUGGUACACAAGCUGUCCAGAUGGCACCGAAGCAGAAACGCUGCCUUUAGCACCACAGAGAAGGCCACACUUGUCACACUAAUCACACUGUGCUCCUUUCUAUUUGAAAUGGACUCCGGAACGAGAAACGGGCUCCGGAACCCCGACGCUCCUUCACAUCUCAACAGAAUGUGCUCGAGUUCUGGCAUCCAACUUGAGCGCCUCUUCCUGUCAUGAGAAGUGAUGUGAAUUGAUGGACAUCCGGAAAGCAUCUUGAAUAACUAGUUCCAUAAACCAGGAGUGAGUCAUUCUAAUCCUCCAGGACCAUGGUCAUGUCACCAAGACUCCCAUCAAAUUCAACAAAUGGACCAAACAUUGACUGAACACUGAAAACCUGGGGUCUAAUCUCUAUUCAGGACUUAAACUGCAAUUGCUUUUCUGCAGUACAUCCACUGCUGUUGUACUUUUUGGGUAAAAUCCCUUCUUUAUUUCAAUGCAACCUUGCACAGCUGGCCUUACAAGUACCUGAAGAGGAAGAGAUGACCUUUCACUGGGAGUUGAGCCACAUACCUUCUGCCUCGGUAAUUCAAAUACUGAAGCUAUUACGUUAAAUACUGAAAAUAAUGUACAGCUGAUAUCUCUUUGUUAAGAAAAAAGUAUGAAAUAAAAUACGUAGGAAUUUACGGUGUCACUUCAUCGACAAAUGCUAUUUUGUUGAUAAGCUUCAAUAGAACAAUUAAUCAUAUGCUGUUUGAACCUCCAGCUUAAUGACUGUGGUCCUGAAGGUCACGAAGACCGAAAUGCAGCUCAGAAAAAAAUAUUUACUUCGUACUUGAUUUACUUUGGAAGCUUUUUGUUCAUUGAACAAGGCAGAAAGGAAAAGUGAUAAAGGACAGAGGUUUCAGCAGAAGUUGUAAAACAAAGUGCAAUUACUGUUUCUAUGAAACAUCAGAUUAUAUCAAUUCGCAUUGUAAAAAUAAAAGUUACAAUGGGAGAAACAUGCUUGGGGCAGAACAUUAAAUAGGGUAAUCAUUGCCAACUAAAAUCUUAUAGCACAUCCAUAGUUAGAACAAAAAUUACUGUUUUGCAAAUAUAUGACAAAACACCUAAAAAUGAGAGAAAAUGCAGUUUGUGACACCUUUUUCAUUUGCUUCUUUAAAUGUGUUUUGUAACUUUAAAUGUGUUUUAUAUCACUUGGUUUCUGUUCCAGCGGCAGUCUUUCUUUCCAUUUGGGCCACCAGAACACAUAACUUUGGGCAACCGUGUUUUAAAUGAUACUGUACAUCAAAGUCAGACAAAAUGCAAAAAAACUGUGUUCAGUUCCAAUUUGCAAAAUGGCAUGACAAUAUGCCCUCAUCAUACCUUCAAAAGUUCAUAUUAUGUGAAUCAUGUUCUUCCAUUUAUUCAUCGCAUUCAUGUUUCCACAGUAAAACAUACAAGAAAAAGGUUAAGUUGCUCACCAACUGAUGUCUCACCAGAUCCAUGAUCACUUUGUACAGAGAUUAUUAAAUUAGUUGACGCUAUGGUGCCUGCUGCUCACCCUG
Messenger RNA from Scleropages formosus (Asian bonytongue), 9886 nucleotides. RefSeq names its product NHS like 3 (gene nhsl3). Lineage: Eukaryota; Metazoa; Chordata; Actinopteri; Osteoglossiformes; Osteoglossidae. Bases 3045 to 7388 code for a protein of 1447 amino acids. The transcript has 7 exons. The record is from RefSeq and is a predicted model, not a curated record. Gene Ontology annotation, biological process: cell differentiation.